Messenger RNA from Telopea speciosissima, 1214 nucleotides. Its product is annotated as GDSL esterase/lipase 7-like. Gene Ontology annotation, molecular function: hydrolase activity, acting on ester bonds. Bases 29 to 1153 code for a protein of 374 amino acids. The transcript has 5 exons. The record is from RefSeq and is a predicted model, not a curated record. NCBI's taxonomy places the organism in Eukaryota, Viridiplantae, Streptophyta, Magnoliopsida, Proteales, Proteaceae.
ACAAAAUCUUGUUACAUUGCAAGAAAACAUGGCUAAGACCUUGUCCAUGUCCCUUCUCUCACUUUGCUUACUUCUCCAUAUCUUCCAGGCAAAGUGCUCAAAUCCCCUUGCCCCUGCUUUAUACAUAUUUGGAGAUUCACUUGUAGAUAGUGGCAACAAUAAUCUUCUUCCCACAAGUGCAAAAGUGAACUUUAAACCAUAUGGCAUAGACUUCCCUGAAGGUCCAACAGGAAGAUUCACCAAUGGCAAGACUUCGGUAGAUUUUCUAGCUCAAUUUCUUGGUUUACCUUUGGUUCCUCCAUACAAUGGUCUUUCAGUGGCUCAAAAGAGCAAAACAAUAACUGGAAUGAAUUAUGCAUCCGGAUCCGCCGGCAUCCUUCGAGAAUCAGGAUCUGCAUUGGGGAAGAAUUUAGCCCUAGAGGUACAAAUUGAAUUGUUCAAAGAAACAGUAAACAAUUACUUGCCAAAGAACUUCAAAACCAAAGAUGAGCUCUUGCAGUACUUAUCCAAAUCCAUUUUUGUGGUAGUCAUAGGAGGUAAUGACUAUAUCAACAACUAUCUCCUACCAGCACAAUACAACAGUAGUAGUCUCUACAACGCGGAACAAUUCGCCGGAAUUCUCUUAAAAGAAUUCAAACAACAUUUACAGGAACUUUAUAAUAUGGGAGCAAAGAAAUUUUUGGUAUUCAACAUUAGCCCAAUUGGGUGUAUACCAGCCAUGGUAAAAUUAAGAGAUGUUACAAUUGGAUGUGCUAAUGAUAUAAACCAAUUGGUAACCCCUUACAAUAAGGGCUUUCCCAGUAUGUUACAAGAGCUGAGUACUACACUUCAGGGCUCAACCUUUGUCCAGGGAAACAUUAAUUUUCUGUCAAACAAUUUCUUGAGCCAAAUUCCUUCUGAAAAUGGGUUUAUUACUGGAAACCCAUGUUGUGCCACAAACGAUGAAACUCACCAAUGCCUUGAAGAUGCAGAACCUUGCAAGGAUAGGAUUACACAUAUAUUCUGGGAUGCAAUUCAUCCAACACAACUGGUGAACCAGUUGCUUGCAUUUGGUUGCUUCUAUGGUCCAUUGCCAUGUACUCCAAUGAAUGUGAUGCAGCUUGCACAGAAACAAGUAGAUACAGUUUCUCAGCAGAGUCAUUUUUCAUCUUAAAGUAUCUAAUAUAUUUUUUGGAACAUAUGAAAGAAACUAACUUUGUAUUUUUCCUUUUGGA